UUUACAAAUGUGUCGUAGUUGCAACAGGGAUUUGUCUAUGAGUUCCAAGUGAUUAUUUGUUCCGGCUAAAAUGCUGGAUUCGAUUGCCGCUCAUGUCCGUGCUGUAUUGCCACCGACUCUGGAAGAGUUUCCAACGGAGUUCGGUCCAGAGGUAGAGCAUAGCGUAGCACGGUGUGUGCGAGAGGCCGCAGAAUUUUUGUACCGAGGUGAUCCCGCAAGAUGCGCUGUUCUCGGAGCGUUACUGGUGGAUUACUGCUGGGAGAAGCUGAAUGCAAAGAGCUGGCAGGAUGUGUCCCGGGCUUGGCGGGCUGUCUAUUCUUAUGGCUGUCUGUUUAAGGUGGCGGGGUUAAGCAGCAAGGAGGAGGCUUUGCAGGUGUGUGACAUGGGGCUGCUGCUGGGGGCAGAGGUAAUUGACAACGUAUUGGGCCGGAUCAUCCACAGCCUACAACAUAGUACAAGUGACACUUCUGAUGGACUUGGGAUGCUUGAAAAUAAAGCGACCUCUGACUCCACAGCAGGUUUUUCUGCCAAAGGUCAGAAAAGGCUCCGUGAAGAAGAUGAGCAGGAGAAAGUCAGCACUUCUGAGAAAAUGCCUCGCCCACCUACUCCUGUCCUAACUUUAGAGACAAUGAUUCCAAAAGUCAACUGUCCCACCUUGGAAUUCUUCAAUAAAAAAUAUUUGAUUCUCCAAAAGCCAGUUAUAUUAGAAGGUGUUAUAGACCAUUGGCCAUGCAUGAAAAAAUGGAGUAUAGAAUACAUCCAACGUGUAGCCGGAUGCCGUACUGUUCCCGUGGAGCUGGGAUCCAGAUACACUGAUUCAGAAUGGUCCCAAAAGUUAAUGACUGUCAAUGAAUUCAUCAAUAAAUAUAUACUUAACCAGCAAAGCACUGUUGGAUAUCUUGCUCAGCACCAGUUGUUUGAACAGAUACAUGAACUUAAGCAGGAUAUUGGCAUUCCGGAUUAUUGCUGCCUUGGUGAAGGUGAUGAAGAUGAAAUAACCAUUAAUGCUUGGUUUGGCCCUGCAGGAACAGUAUCUCCUCUGCAUCAGGAUCCUCAGCAAAACUUCCUAGCACAGAUAGUUGGAAGAAAAUAUAUACGUUUGUACUCUGUGAAUGAAACUGAUAACUUGUACCCCUUUGAAAGUUCAAUUCUUCACAACACAAGUCAGGUCGAUAUUGAAAAUCCAGACACUGAGAAAUUCCCAAAUUUUUCAAAAGCAGAAUAUCAAGAAUGUAUUUUAUCCCCUGGGCAUAUCCUCUUUAUACCAAAGAAAUUCUGGCAUUAUGUUAGGGCUCUUGAUGUCAGCUUUUCAGCUAGUUUCUGGUGGUCAUAAAAAAAAAAUCAUUUAAAAUA
This is a messenger RNA of Bombina bombina (fire-bellied toad), 1353 nucleotides long. RefSeq names its product lysine demethylase 8 (gene KDM8). Gene Ontology annotation, molecular function: histone H3K36 demethylase activity. The transcript is spliced from 8 exons. The record is from RefSeq and is a predicted model, not a curated record. Lineage: Eukaryota; Metazoa; Chordata; Amphibia; Anura; Bombinatoridae. The coding region runs from base 71 to 1333 and encodes 420 amino acids. Gene Ontology annotation, cellular component: nucleus.